Messenger RNA from Onychomys torridus (southern grasshopper mouse), 2504 nucleotides. RefSeq names its product forkhead box N1 (gene Foxn1). Lineage: Eukaryota; Metazoa; Chordata; Mammalia; Rodentia; Cricetidae. The record is from RefSeq and is a predicted model, not a curated record. Gene Ontology annotation, biological process: regulation of transcription by RNA polymerase II. Gene Ontology annotation, molecular function: transcription cis-regulatory region binding; DNA-binding transcription factor activity, RNA polymerase II-specific. Bases 208 to 1311 code for a protein of 367 amino acids. The transcript has 5 exons.
CCAAGGCUUAGAAAGUUCCAGACAAGCUCACACAUCUAAUGGCUGUGUCAGACAGCAAUCUGGCUUUCGUGAUUCCACAAAAGGUUCCUGUAGUUCAGUCUCAGCCUCACAGAGCCCGUUGGCUAAGGGGGAGCUGAAGGUGGUGGGGACCUGCCUGGUCAGAGAGCCUGACUCUCAGGAGAUUUCUGUUACAGCAUCCUCAUCUUCAUGGCCCUUAAGAACAGCAAGACCGGAAGCCUUCCAGUCAGCGAAAUCUACAAUUUCAUGACCGAGCACUUCCCGUAUUUCAAGACGGCGCCUGAUGGCUGGAAGAAUUCCGUUCGCCAUAACCUGUCUCUCAACAAGUGCUUCGAGAAGGUGGAAAACAAAUCUGGAAGUUCCUCUAGAAAGGGCUGUCUGUGGGCCCUCAAUCCUUCCAAGAUCGACAAGAUGCAGGAAGAGCUGCAGAAAUGGAAGAGGAAGGACCCCGUCGCUGUGCGCAAAAGCAUGGCCAAGCCAGAAGAGCUGGACAGCCUCAUUGGAGACAAAAGGGAGAAACUGGGCUCUCCGUUGCUGGGCUGUCCACCCCCUGGGAUGGCAGGCCCAGGCUCCAUCCGGCCUCUGGCACCCUCAGCUGGUCUCUCUCAACCUCUGCACCCAAUGCACCCAGCUCCAGGCCCCAUGCCUGGCAAGAACCCUCUGCAGGACCUACUGGGUGGUCAUGCACCCUCCUGCUACGGGCAGACCUACCCACAUCUUUCUCCCAGCCUGGCCCCUUCUGGACACCCGCAGCCAUUGUUCCCACAGCCAGAUGGGCAUCUGGAGCUGCAGGCCCAGCCGGUCACCCCCCAGGACUCACCUCUACCUGCCCACACACCACCCAGCCACAGUGCCAAGCUUCUGGCUGAGCCUUCCCCAGCCAGGACUGUGCACGAUACUCUGCUGCCAGAUGGAGACCUUGGUACUGACCUCGACGCCAUCAAUCCCUCUCUCACCGACUUUGACUUCCAGGGAAAUCUGUGGGAGCAGCUGAAGGAUGACAGCUUGGCCCUGGACCCCCUGGUACUGGUGACCUCGUCCCCGACGUCAUCCUCCAUGUUGCCACCCCCACCAGCAGCCCACUGCUUCCCCCCGGGGCCCUGUCUGUCAGAAACAGGCAAUGGAGCAGGUGAACUGGCACCUCCAGGCAGCGGGGGCUCCGGGGCCCUGGGAGACCUGCACCUCAGCACCCUCUACUCGGCCUUUGUGGAACUGGAACCCACGCCCUCCUCAGCUGCUGGGGGCCCUGCAGUGUACCUCAGUCCCGGCUCCAAGCCAAUGGCGCUGGCUUGAGCUGUGUCCAACAUCAGCUCCCACCUUUUCCUGGACUGAAGUCCCAGCUAGCUGCCCAUAUCGGGCUCACCUUAAAGGUCACAGAAGGAAAACACUACCUGUCUCCUGUGCCGCUCAGCCCACGUGUUAACCGACGGCUGGAGGAUCCACCUAGGAUGCUGCCUUGAUGGACAGCUCCUCACGCAGCGACCCAGCAGGGCAGGUGUCCGCAAAGAAGCAACAAGCGCGCCCCCUAGCUCCAGCUCACCCGAACUUCAGCUCUCAGGCGUGCAGGGAAGCUCAACACACCUGCCCACGCGCCUCACGCGCAGAGGUAGCCACAGAACACCGCAGAGACUGCCUUGACUUCUAGGGCAGCUGAGAGCUAAAAGCUUUGGUUAGCAAAGCUCAGGGCCAGUGUGACAGGUCAAAGAUCCCCCCUCCCCAAGCCUCAUCUAAUUCCCGUGUAGGCCUGGCCCACUCCAGUAAUGUUCCCUCCCGGAAGUCUGUAUUUAUUCUCCUGUCUUCACCCCUGCGCCCACAAGGGCUCCUCCCAUGUGGCCUGUGAACCCCUUAGGGAGACCGCUACUUCAUAGCCAGGCUUAACCAAUCCAUCCUCAGUGUAUACUCCGGCUGGCCACCUCCAGGGUGACCCACAGAAAGGCAGUAUCUACCAAACUGAGCCCAAAUCCAACACAAAGUGCUUGGAAACACCCUUGUCCUCCGAAACUUGAACUUGCCCUCCUCCCGUAGUCUCAGUCACGCGAAGGGUCCCCUCCAGGCUGCCCAUAGUCUAACUCUUUCUCAAAGAGAAGGUCACACGGUUCAGGUCCAGCUUACUAGUUGCUGUCAAUGGUCUCAAGCAUUCUGGGUAACCAGAGAUUGCAGCCUGCUACAGGAGAUGUGUGGGAUGUGUGUAACCACACACACACACACACACACACACACACACACACACACACACACACACACCCCUGCAUAGCAGACUUGGGAUACCCAGGGAGCAGGCAGGAUGUUUGUGGAACUGGGGCUAUGACUCAGAUGUCCACCAUGGCCCUCCAAGUGGGAUCCUCAGCCUUCUCUAGGCCUGAGGGCAACAAGUACCUGCAAAGGUUGUCCUCAAGCUCACACAAGGGGGAGCAGAUCCCUCAGCAGUCUACCAUUGUCCCCUGUCCUAGAAUAAAAUAAGUGCCGGAUGUCGCAGACACUGACCU